UCCCCCCAAAUUCAACGCCGUUUCGAUCUCGAUAAUUUUCGAUUAAUUUUCGCUGGGUGUUUUUGGAGAGAAGUUCGAUUCAAUGGCGGUGUCGAUGGGAAUGAUGGGUUCGUUCGGGUCGUGCUCGCCCCCUUCGCCGAUGGGAAGAAAGGGGCGAGCUUUGAGAGGAGGGAGGAAGAGGGGUUGCGGAUCCAACCCGGUGCAUCCGAGACGGAGGUCAAGAAGGCUUUUCGGCAGCUCGCUCUUCAGUACCAUCCGGAUGUGUGCAAAGGGAACAACUGUGGCGUUCAAUUCCAUCAGAUCAAUGAAGCUUAUGAUAUUGUGAUGAAUAGCUUGAGGGCAUGUGAUGAGGUAGAGCAAUGGCGGAUUGAGGACUGGAGCGACGACAGCGAUGAGCCGGUGAGGGGGAUGCAUGACUCAGAUUGGGACUUAUGGGAGGAAUGGAUGGGAUGGGAAGGAGCAGGAAUCAGAGACUACUCUUCUCACAUUAACCCUUACAUUUGAUCUCGAAGGACUUUGAACAACAUAAAUUUUUAGUUCCUUUGGCUUCCUCUGAGAAGAGAAAUUAUCUUCUCCCCAGAGCCAAAAGACCAAUUAGCCAAGCAACCACGUGUACAUAAGCACCCAAUGUAAAUAUUGUUGGUCUUUAUGUUAUGUGAUCUUUUCCUGAAUUUUUAGGGAAAUGUUCAUAAUCUCUAUGUGAUCUUUUCCUGAAGUUUAAGGAAAUGUUAAUGAAACUCUUUAUGUUAUCUUUUCCUGAAGUUUUUAAGGAAAUGUCCCUUCUCUUUGAAGUUU
Asparagus officinalis (garden asparagus) is the source of this 795-nucleotide messenger RNA. Its product is annotated as chaperone protein dnaJ 8, chloroplastic. The annotation marks the transcript as partial. The record is from RefSeq and is a predicted model, not a curated record. NCBI's taxonomy places the organism in Eukaryota, Viridiplantae, Streptophyta, Magnoliopsida, Asparagales, Asparagaceae. The transcript is spliced from 3 exons.